AUGAAUAAGGGUCUUUCCAAGCGUGUUUUGUCCCCACUAAAGAGGACAGCCUCAGGUUCAAUUAGUUCAAUAGAGUCACUGCCGCCAAAAACCGAGGCUCCGGAAAAACUGCGGACCUACAAGGAUUUUAUCAACCGAACCAUAUUUACGAUUGCCAUGGCGUACGUAUUUCUUGUACUCAUUUCAUUGGGUGUGGAGGUGGUUAUUCCGCUUGUCAUUGCCAUUGAGUGCACAAUGUUUUACGAAAUUACUAGAAUAAACCAGCGUGCACGGAAGGAUAGGCAACUUGUAUCAAUGUUUGUCUUGAAGCUUUGGUUUCUGGGAUCGACCAUAUUUUUAGUGACGAGUCAUAGCAUUCGUGAACCACUGGUCGCGACAUCCCCAUGGCUUUUGAGGUAUUACGCCAAUUUUGGCAUGUUUGCGUUCGGCUUG
This is a messenger RNA of Trypanosoma cruzi, 432 nucleotides long. Its product is annotated as CDP-diacylglycerol synthetase, putative. The record is from RefSeq and is a predicted model, not a curated record. The transcript has a single exon. Gene Ontology annotation, cellular component: endoplasmic reticulum membrane. Gene Ontology annotation, molecular function: phosphatidate cytidylyltransferase activity. NCBI's taxonomy places the organism in Eukaryota, Euglenozoa, Kinetoplastea, Trypanosomatida, Trypanosomatidae. The annotation marks the transcript as partial.